Molecule: messenger RNA, 699 nt
Organism: Salvelinus sp. IW2-2015
Lineage: Eukaryota; Metazoa; Chordata; Actinopteri; Salmoniformes; Salmonidae
Product: zona pellucida sperm-binding protein 4-like
Biological process (GO): binding of sperm to zona pellucida; prevention of polyspermy
Cellular component (GO): egg coat
Molecular function (GO): acrosin binding; structural constituent of egg coat
Source: RefSeq, a predicted model, not a curated record
AUGAGGGUGGAGCUUCCCCCAGGUCCCAUAUCUGGAAUCGUUGUCAAGGACAUCGAAGGGAAUGAGAUGAGCCUGAAGGAUGCCCCAAAGCAUUGUGGGUAUGUGGCAAGCAAGGGAAAGGAUGGCAUGAUCACCCUGAACCUCCGCUUCAACUCCUGUCACAUGACUGUCCAGGGUAAAGAGCACCGCAUAGAUGUGAUUUACUCCACGUUGAACGGACAAAAAGGAAAGGCCCAGUUGUCCUGUCCAGUUUCCAUACCAGUUUCUCAUCAAGAGUGUAACCUUCCCAGUGACCAGCGCCUCCCCUGCGGCCGCCGCCCUCUAUCCCAGGCAGAGUGUCUCUCUCUGGGCUGCUGCUACAGCACCAAGCCCUCUGCCUGCUACUACUCCAUGGAUGAAUGCACAUUGGACCGCCACUUUGUCUUUASGGUGCCCGCCUCCCUCACGGACCCCCCUCUGUCCCCCGCCUUGCUCACUGCCGCUGGCCACCCCACCUGCGCCCCUCAGAGGGUGACUCCAGACUACGCCCUGUUCAAGAUCCCACUGGGUGGCUGCGGGGCCCACAGAUACGAGGUAGGCCAAACAGUAAUCUACAUGGUGGAGAUCAUCAACACGGUCCAGUCCAUCACCCUCAACUAUGGGACCAUCACCAGAGACUCUCCUAUCAGGUCAGUUCUAAACCCCCACUGGUGUUUAUAG